This is a messenger RNA of Malaclemys terrapin pileata, 813 nucleotides long. RefSeq names its product actin binding transcription modulator (gene ABITRAM). Gene Ontology annotation, cellular component: filopodium tip; nucleus; dendrite. Gene Ontology annotation, molecular function: actin filament binding; actin monomer binding. Gene Ontology annotation, biological process: regulation of actin filament polymerization; regulation of filopodium assembly; dendrite morphogenesis. The record is from RefSeq and is a predicted model, not a curated record. NCBI's taxonomy places the organism in Eukaryota, Metazoa, Chordata, Testudines, Emydidae. The transcript is spliced from 6 exons. Bases 90 to 569 code for a protein of 159 amino acids.
CGGGAGCCGCGCUUGCCGGCGGGUGGGAGCGGGCAUGGCCGCGGCGCCGGGUGUGACGGAGCGGUACUUCACGCGCUGGUACAAGCCAGAUGUUAAGGGUAAUCUAUGUGAGGACCACUGUAUAUUGCAGCAUUCUAAUAGAAUCUGUGUCAUCACGCUGGCAGAAGCUCAUCCUCUUCUUCAAAAUGGAAAAACAAUUAAGAGCAUUAAUUACCAAAUCAGUGCCAACUGUAGUAGACUUCAAAAUAAGGUCUCUGGAAAGUCAAAGCGGGAAUUUUUUGUUUCACAUGCAGGGUGCUCAGUUUCUAACAGAACUUGCCCCUCUGUGCAGGAUAUCUUGUUCAGAUGGAGAAGAAUAUACUAUAUAUAGUUGUAUAAGAGGGCGGUUGAUGGAAGUUAAUGAAAACAUUCUGGAUAAUCCAACUAUUCUGCAAGAAAAACCAUCUACUGAGGGAUACAUUGCAGUUGUACUACCCAAAUUUGAAGAAAGUAAGACCAUAACUCAAGGACUUCUGACACAGAAGGAAUAUGAAGAAGUUUUGUUGAAACGUUUUAAUUCAACUUCAUGAAGCUCUAUUUUUAACUGAAUACAUAAAUGUCUGAACCACACUGUGAAUAGCUUCAGAAUUAAGUAUUGCAUAGAUAACACUUGUAAUCAUCUACUUCCAGUAUAUCCCAUAGUGCAAGAGUUGUAACAUGAAAGAUUUUAAAAUUGUACACACUUAACAUAGGGGACUGGAAAUUAGUUCUUUAAUUUUUUAAAUGAGUGAACAGUCAUUUAAUUUCAGACAAAUAAACAGUUUAAACAUUUAA